CCGUUGCAAUCGGAGUGAUGUGUUGCGUGUCAUGAGGGCUCGCUGAACUUGGAAUUUAGAAACGGAAUUACUCGUGCAGUGGUAUCAUCGUCUGAAUCCGUGGCGGCUCGGAGACAUUUUGGAAAAAGAAAAAAAAAAGUCGGAAAAAUGACCGGUGGUGCGACAACGUAUCGCAUGUUUCUACCAGUUCUCUGUGUGAUCCUUACGAUGGAAGGAUCGGUGACCGGUGCUGAUGCCGAUGUUGCAGAACAAGCAGAUCGCCCGAACCAACUGUACUUAGGAUGCCACAAGCGACUCUUUACCUAUCGGGUGUCACAAACGGAUAGUAAGGGUCGGGAAUGCUGGGACCAUGUUAGUGUUCUGUCCUGCUGGGGCCGAUGUGAUUCGAACGAAAUCUCCGACUGGCGCUUCCCGUACAAGCGUUCGCAUCAUCCGGUUUGUGUGCAUGCGGGACGUACGAAGGCGGUGGCGAUGCUGAGACACUGCCAUCCGGAUGCGGAUCUAGUCGCGCGUCAGUACGAAUAUAUGGAACCGAAAUCCUGCAACUGUCAGACUUGCUCCAGUACGGAUACAAGCUGUGAAGGACCGAAACAGCUCAAUACGGAGGCGGUUACGAAAAUCUUUCAAAUUGAGGACGAAGACACCGAACCGGAGUACCAUUAAUGGGACUGUCGUCAUCUAAUCAUCUCGGCCUGACCUGAUCAUCAUUCCCCAAUGGUAGCCAUUCAACAGGAGGGGCGAGCUUGUGUUAUGUUAGGUGUUCUUCCCCGCGCCAAUUCUAUUUACAGCAACCCAAAGAGAAAAGCAAGCGAUGGAUUUUUAAUGCAAGAAAUAAACCAGAGCAUACUGCGAUAAACCCCA
Molecule: messenger RNA, 861 nt
Organism: Anopheles darlingi
Lineage: Eukaryota; Metazoa; Arthropoda; Insecta; Diptera; Culicidae
Gene: Gpb5
Product: thyrostimulin beta-5 subunit
Exons: 2
Coding region: 148-663 (171 amino acids)
Biological process (GO): G protein-coupled receptor signaling pathway
Cellular component (GO): cytoplasm; extracellular region
Molecular function (GO): hormone activity
Source: RefSeq, a predicted model, not a curated record